Messenger RNA from Coffea eugenioides, 2585 nucleotides. Its product is annotated as protein LAZ1 homolog 1. NCBI's taxonomy places the organism in Eukaryota, Viridiplantae, Streptophyta, Magnoliopsida, Gentianales, Rubiaceae. The transcript is spliced from 9 exons. The record is from RefSeq and is a predicted model, not a curated record. Gene Ontology annotation, biological process: transport. Bases 676 to 2226 code for a protein of 516 amino acids. Gene Ontology annotation, molecular function: transporter activity.
UCACAAAAAUCACAACCGUCCGAUCAACACAUCAAUUCCAGGACCGGCUCAAUUUCAUCAGUGAUUUUGAUAAUCAGCACAUCAACCAGUAACUUCCACCGCACCAGUGCCGUAGACGAUCUAGCUUAGAAUUUCCCAUCCGCCGAAGCCCAUACAUAUAAAUAAAACCCGCGCUCAUAUCCAUACGGCCCCCUAUUUUCUAUGAGACUUGAGACUUCCCGAUCAAUUGGAUUCCCAACCUUUUUCUUUCCAGCUUUUUCAUCGCUUUUUCUGCGAGAUUACUCAGAAAUUCAGAGAUAUAAGAGAGGUCAUUCCUGUUGACUCGUUCGCUUCUGUGUGAUAGGCUUGCUUACGCUGAACCUUCCUUUAUACUGGUGGUUUUUUUACUAGUGCUGAUUAAAACGUUCAGCAGCCAUUCAAUUAAGCUGCCUGCAUUACUGUGCAGUACUUUGCACUUGUCAAGAAUAUGCUUCAUCUAUCUUCCUGCAGUACAAAUAAUAAUAGGAUAUGGCAUGAGCUGAAGUCAAGUAUAUGUGAUAGUUUUCAGAGCUCUCUAGUCUAGUUCUGGAAAUAGUUUUCAGAGCUCUCUAGUCUAGUUCUGGAAAUUGUGUUUGGGAUGUUACUCAGUUUAGGUAGGCAUUGUGUUCUGAGGUGUGCAAGAGCAUCGUUACUUUAAUGGAGAGGAAGGCCGUGAUAGUUUUGCUGUUGUUUUUAACCAGCCUUGUUGACUCAACUGAGAGAUCAGGGAUAACUCAGUCCAAUAAUGUGGGUGCUGGGUCGUCCUUGGUCUAUGGCUGGACUAUAUGCAGCGCAGGAGUAUUUGUAUUGGCAGCUCUUGUCCUAUCCAUGUACCUUAUCUUCGAGCACUUAGCAGCCUACAACCAACCUGAGGAGCAGAAGUUCUUGAUUGGACUCAUUCUGAUGGUUCCUGUUUAUGCAUCCGAAUCGUUUUUGUCAUUGCUCAAUUCCAAUGCUGCUUUCUACUGUGAGAUAAUACGGGACUGCUACGAAGCAUUUGCACUUUAUUGCUUUGAGAGAUAUCUCAUAGCUUGCUUAGGUGGUGAGGAAAGUACAAUCGAAUUUAUGGAAAAUCAAAGCAUGUUUUCCUCAAGCAUACCUCUCAUAGAUGAAGCUUAUGCUUAUGGGGUAGUUGAGCAUCCUUUUCCACUGAAUUGCUGUCUUCGGCAGUGGAGUCUCGGUCCUGACUUCUAUCAAGCAGUAAAAAUUGGCAUUGUUCAAUAUAUGAUACUCAAGAUGAUAUGUGCACUAUUGGCUAUGUUUUUUCAACUUUUUGGUAUUUAUGGUGAAGGGAAGUUUGAGUGGGGAUAUGCUUACCCAUAUUUGGCAGUUAUCCUAAACUUUAGCCAGACCUGGGCCUUAUACUGCCUAGUGCAAUUUUAUUCUGUUACCAAGAAUAAGUUGGCACCCAUUAAACCGUUGGCCAAAUUUCUGACGUUCAAAUCGAUUGUAUUUUUAACAUGGUGGCAAGGUGUAGCUGUUGCCUUUCUUCUCUCUCUGGGAGCCUUUAAAGGGUCUUUGGCACAGGUUCUGCAAUCACGCAUCCAGGACUAUAUUAUUUGUAUUGAGAUGGGUGUUGCUGCAGUGAUACAUCUUUAUGUCUUCCCAGCUGCACCUUACAAACGAGGAGAAAGGUGUGUCCGUAAUGUUGCUGUCAUGGCAGAUUAUGCAUCCCUAGGAUCUCCAUAUGACCCAGAAGAGGUUAGGGACUGUGAACGAUCGACAAAGGUGCGGAUUGGUCGCCAGGAAGAAAGUGAAAAGCGGUUAAAAUUUCACCAAAGCGUCUGUGAUGUGGUUCUCGGAAGUGGUGAAAUCGUGAGAUCUACAUAUCCUGUUGUUCAAUACCUUAUACUAGCAUCCGGACCUGCUCUGACCUAUCUGGCAUAUUGUUGCUUUGUGCUUCUUGUUUUGCAGAUUGUAGAUGAUAUGAAGUUCACAGUUUCACAUGUCGUCGAACCAGUUGAAAGAGGAAUUGCAAGCAUAAACAGAACUUUUCACCAGAUAUCGGAAAACGUGAAACGGCAUCAGCAGAGGCAGAAGAAAUCUAAAGACGACAGUUACAUUGUCCCCUUGAACUCGUGGACAAAAGAAUUCUCAGAUUUGCAUGAAGAUAUACCAGAAGGGAGUUUCAGUGAUAGUGGAUUGCCCAAUGGGAAGAGAAACCAUUACCAAUCUAAAGGCAGAUCAUCACGGUUCAGGAACAGAUAACACACCUUGUAUAGAAUGUAUUUGAUAGCAAUCUAACUUGCCAAAGGAGCUAAGAGAUCUGACGCCAGAAAUUUUUUCAAGAUUGCGAGGAGCUUUGGAGCGUUGACUGGUUGCGGGCAUUUGACUUCUUGGUAACUACAGAAAACCAUCUUUAACCAUUGGUUUGAAUUGCAGUUCGAAAUGAGAGAACUAAUUUUGGUUCGUAACAAAGAAUGCAACAAUAGCUGACAAUUGAUCACAAUUUAAUGGUAGAAAUAUGGUGGGGUGGAAUGCAUAUUUCAAUAGAGUUUGUAUUUGGUGCCUUUCUUGCUUUUUUUUUUGUCUCUGCUUUAACCGUACGGGAAACGCUUGAACUUGGA